Molecule: messenger RNA, 489 nt
Organism: Rhizophagus irregularis DAOM 181602=DAOM 197198
Lineage: Eukaryota; Fungi; Glomeromycota; Glomeromycetes; Glomerales; Glomeraceae
Source: RefSeq, a predicted model, not a curated record
AUGGAUGAGGCCGCGAGAAAAAAAUAUUGUCGUCUUUUGAUGCUUGACGUUCCUCCUCCUUCAAAUCAUUCCAAAGAGAAUAGUUCUAUCAGAACUCAAGAUAAUUUUGUCUUUACAUCAUUCAUUGAACCGAUGAGGUUAUCUUCAAAUUCAACAGUCAAUCGAGAAAACCCCAAGACCUCCAAAUGCUUUCAUUUUAUAUCGACGAAACAACUGUUGAUCACUGCUAACAUUUCUAAUGCAAAAAUUUCAAAGUUAUUGGCAAAAAUGUGGAGAAAUGAAACAGAGGAAGAAAAAUUAUAUUGGAAAAAAAUUGCGGAUAGAAAAAAAAUGGAACAUGUGCAAGCACAUCCUGGAUAUGUUUAUCGUCUCAAAAAACCUGGAAAACGUAGAAAAACAACUCCGUCAAAACAACCGAUUUCAACUUUAGAAAAUACUUGUGUACCCGAAUUAGUAACUUCAAUUGUUAAUCCUUCUACGAUUGAUUGA